UGUGCGAUACACAUAAAAUGUCAUCCAAACAACCGCCCGAUUUUUCUAAAAAGUUUUCUAGUUUUGUAAGAUGUAAAGUAAAUUAAUAGUGUAAAAUUAUGUUUGCAUUGUGGUGUUGUGAAUUAAAACUAUACGAAAUCACAUGAGGCGUCUAGAAUUAAUAAAUAACUGAUCUCAUUACAAGUAAUUGUGCUAAAGUGCAUCUGUUUGAUACUUUUAUAAUUUUGUCUCCAGCUUAAAAGUGUUGUAAAUUGUGAGAGUCUGUUAUAAUAUAUGAUAAAUAAACUGUUUGUGUAAAUAUUUUUUAAUAUUUAACAACUCACCUUUUAAAUAAAAAAAAAACGAAAAAUGCAAGUAGACGAUCCCCCUUAUUUAUCUGUUGGUACAGCAGUUAGUGCAAAAUAUAAGGGAGCCUUUUGCGAAGCUAAAGUAAGCAAAGUUGUCCGUAUUGUAAAAUGCAAGGUAACUUAUAAAAUGGGUUUGGGUAAUGCCACACUUAGCGACGAGCAGAUAAAAGGAACAUUGCGUGUAGGUCAACUCGUUCAGGCUAAACACCCUGACAAAAAAGAAUUGGUCGAUGCAACGAUAACAAAAAUACAAGAUUGCAGUCAGUAUACUGUCGUUUUUGAUGAUGGUGAUAUAACCACCUUGAGAAGAACAGCUUUGUGUUUAAAAAGCGGAAGACAUUUUAAUGAAAGUGAGACUUUGGAUCAAUUACCUCUAACACAUCCAGAGCAUUUUGGAAACCCCGUAGUUGGGGGAAGAAGAGGUCGACGAAAUAGGCAGCUAAAGGAAGAUAGUAGUGACGGAGAAGUCGAAGAAGAAAAUGAACCUGAUUUAGAGGCUUAUAUACUGGACAUCGGCAGAGUAGUUAGUGUGGAAUCUACAGAAAAGAAACGAACUAAAGACAACUGGUUUCCGGGACUUGUAGUUAUACCCUCUGCCCAACCAACGGUUCGAAUCAAUGUAAAAGACGAAUAUUUAAUUAGAUCGUUUAAAGACGGUCGAUAUUACACAGUACCUAAAAAAGAAGUGUCUGAAUUUAAUAGGGAAAUUGGAGAAAAGGUCGAUAGUUCUGUUUUGGCCGAAGCUGUUCAAAAAGCUCUGAAGUAUCUCGACAAUAAUGAGCUGCCCGUACACUGGGAAAAAAGCUUGUUGUUCAGCUCUCAGUCUUUAGACAGUGAAAGUGAUGAAAAUUUUACCGAUACUUCCGAUGACGAGCCGUGUGAAGAAAAAGACAGGUUCGUGGCCCAGUUGUAUAAAUUCAUGGACGACGCUGGUACUCCCCUAAAUAAGACACCCACCAUUGCAGCUAAGGACAUUGAUCUCCACCGACUAUUCCGAGGUGUUCAAAAACUGGGGGGUUACAACAGGGUUACCAAUCAGAACAAAUGGAGGUCCGUCACGGCUAGACUUCGCCUCCCAAACAAUCAGAGCACUUGCAAUCAAGUGAAAUCCCUGUACAAAAAGUGCUUGUCGAGUUAUGAAACUUUCUACAGAACUCUGGGUGUGACAAUGCUAAACCACACCCGGUCUAAUAAGAAAAACCGGGGUAGGAGCCUGAUUAGAGAUAAAGACAGAACCACCCCGUUGAACAGUCCUAGACCGGACAAAGAGGAGGAGCUUGUAGAGAAAGUGGAAGAAAAGAAGGAGGUGCCCGUUCAAACACCCGAGCCAGUCAAGGUAAAGAAGAAGCAGGAAAUUAGAAAGAUUAUAAACAUCGCGGAGAUCAGCGAUACAAAUAGCAGCGAUACGGCCGACCAAUCAGAACCAGUCGCUGGUAGUUCAAAGGAUUCCGGUCGACCGAAACGGGAGAAUAAAUCCAACAAAGAUAGAAAAAUUCGAAUGGUAACGAGCGUCGAAAAAGUAAAGUUGGUGGUGGAGAAGCCCGAGGAAAUACAGAAAAAGGAAGAGGAGGAUAAAGGACAGCAGACCCGAUCUAAAUCACAAUCUAAAGCAAAAGAUCCCCUCAUCUUGGAUAAGAAAAUUGAAAAUAGAGUAAACACACGAGAAUCCAGAACUUUGAGUGUUAGUAAAAUGAAUCCUAAAAAGAUAGUUCCCGAAGAGGACAAGAAGCGAGGUCGGAAAAAGAUAGGCGACGAUAAAACAUCUGCCGAAGGUGAAGGGACGACUAUAAGCAUUAACAUCGGUGACAAAUUGAAAGUUUACUAUGGGCCGACUCACGAGUCUAAAGUUACGUACGAGGCAAAGGUCAUUGAAAUCGACAAGGAUCAAAGCGGACUCGUGUAUUUGGUGCACUAUACGGGAUGGAACACUAGGUACGACGAGUGGAUACAACCACAAAGGGUUGCAGAAAACCUCAGCGCUGCAACGAAAGCCAAAAGGUUAAAGCAAAGUAAUGCCUCCAAUGCAGCUACUAAACUAGGAUCAGCAAAAAAUGCAGGCAAACGAGGUAGAGGAGUAUCUAUCACCGGUCGCAGCGCCUCAACAAAUGAAAUACCUCGAUCUACAACACCAUCUAGCGUUACAUCGUCAAGCAGCAGGACCAAAAGUCCUGCAACUCCUGCCACAAGGUCAACCAGUAGACUCACCAGACAAGAUUCCACCAGAAGAGCUAGAAGAAUUUCUGCCCACACUGAUGUUUCAAAUCACUCAGAAUCCGAGAGUGAGGGUUCGGUUAGUGAAUCUGAAGUUCCCCGUACAAGAAGUGGAGGAAAGACGGAUGAAGUGGAAAUCAGAACUUAUAAAAGGAAAAUUGUAAAGCCGCCCUCAACGCCGAAGACUGACAAACGAAAAGAAAAGGAAGACGAAGAUACGGAAAAGGAGGAAGACAGCGAAAAAUCUGUGAGGAGGACAAAGAAAAUUAAGAAAUCUCCAGAGAAGUCAACAGCAGAAGAGAGUGAAGAUGAGACUAACCCCCCGAAAGGUCGAGAUUUUGAUUUGAAUCAAAUUCGAUCAGAACUGAAGGGAUUCGCGAAAGCAAUAAAAGUACCCUCGAUGGAUGCGAUUGAAAAAGAAAUAGUGUCUUCGUCAGAUGAUUCUACCAAUCCACCGCCACCAGAAUUGGCUUUGAGUACAGAAGGUGAAACCGAAGAAGAGAAGCCCAAGGAGAAGCCAUUGGAGAAAUCCUCCAGUUCUGAAGACAUUUAUGAAUUCAAGGAACCUGAGCCUUUUGAAUUCGAAAGUAGGUCCAAGAUGGUAGAAGACAAGAAUGCCAAGAAACGUUUAGUACCACGAAUUUUCGAUGAGCUAGACAAGUCCCCUAAAAAGAAAACUAUCAAAUCUCCGCCUAGCAAAUUAGAAAAACAGGAGAGCCCUAGUCCAGAAAGGAAGCCUUUCAGGAAAAUCCCAGUAAGGAAACCAGAUUUGCAGGAUGUUUCGGACGACGAAGACACCAUUUCUGCUCCGGUUAUCAUGUCUCCCCAAAAAGAAGAAGAUCCUUUUGACAAACUUGUCGAAUCGCCUAGCUUCAACUUGAUAAAGACAUCUGACAAACCUGUCGAUAAGGCUAAAGUCACUAAGAAUCUACUGGAUGAACCCUUGAGCCUGUUCCGAGAGUUACCAGAAACAGUGGAUGACUAUAGCAGGGAUAUGGAACUGUCCGACUGCGAAUCUCAAACUCAGAUAUUCACUCGUUCCGGGGAACUGUUUUCCGAUACUUUCUCAAAGUCAUCGCCUGAUCGUAAUACGCUAGACUUGGAAUUUUCAUCUAGUAAAAUGGACGAGUGCAAAUUGAAGGACAGCGAUGACGAUGACAUGAUCAGGGCUCAAAUACAAAGAGUUAUCGCUCAAAGUUCUUCCACAGAUGACGACAGUGGAGAUGCCUUACUGAUAACUCCCCCCACAAACAGUUACCAGGCCAAAAAGCGGGACAUAGAUCCGGGUCCUCUGGCGAGUAUUCUGGGAAUUAGCACCUCCACUCACAUCAUAGAGGUGCCCAAAGUGGAAGAGGAAGUAAAAGAACCUAUUUUGUCUGUCCCGCCCAUAGAAAUAGAAGAAAAACAGGAGCUGCCUCCUCCGCCUGUCGAAAAAUCGGUAUUUUCUAUUGUAAAACAGACGAUUUCUCCUGCCCUACAAGAAACCGACAGCACCUUGUUGGAAUCUAUCGUCUCACAGCCGCCAGUGUGCUUAAACGCGAAACUAGAGGAAACGGCUAAGGAACUAAGCAACGUAAAAACGGGAACGAAAAUCGCGGAUUCGAUACUUCAGAAAUUCAAUUCGAUUAAGAACAAAAUCGAAAGUAAGUCGCCUAUUCAAGAAACCACCUCGGAACCAGACGAUGUGAACACCAACGUUAAAUCGGAAUUUAAAUUUGAAUUGCCAAAGGAAGAACCGAAGCCUAGCGUUAGCGAGAUAAAAUUGAAGCCCCUCGAAGUUAAACCUAAAUAUACCGACAUUAAGACUAAGAUCGCGGACAAUCCCUCGACGCCAGUAGAUAUUAAAGUGAAACCGGAAACUUCUAAGAUGGACAUCUCGACCUCCGUUUCACCCACUCCAAAACUCGAGUCACUUUCCGAUUCUAAGAAGCGCAGAAAGGUUGUGAGUAGGCCUUACAUUGAAGAGUCCGAGUCCGAUAGCAGCGAUUCCGAACAGUUAAUCAUAGCGAGGUCCGACGAAGAUUCACAGACGAAUUCGAUGGAUAUCAAAUUGCCGGUUGAGUACAAAGAAAGCGAUAACAGCAAUCCCUUCCCGCAAUUGCUGACGACCACGGACGAGUCUCAAUCUCAAGAAGAGCCGCGCAAUUUCCAAUUUGACAUAAAGAGAGAGAAAACUCCCGAGCCGCAGAUUCAGAUUUGUCCAUCGAAAGAGGAGGAAGAAGAACAGGAAGUAAAAUCCGAGAAUGCCGACGACGCCGAGGCGGUUAAAGAGGAGGAGCCAGACUCUCAUCUACACUCUCUAUUGCUGUGCGAAGAAGAGAUUCCGAGGAGUCCAGCUCCGGCAACCGAACCGAUUCCCACGGCUGAAGUUAAACCCAACAAGUCCGUAUUGGAGAUGCCAUUUGCCAGCGCACCGGGUACGAGUAAUAGCAAGAGUAUGUUGCAUUUGGAGCACAAAAAGGUCCAUCCUUUGCCUUUGGAGCUGCCCGUGGAACGGGAGAGUAGAGCGGAUGCUUCGGCCGUUUUGGAUAAUACGCCUCCGACCACUCCAGAAAGUACUAUUAGCACGCCAAGCGGUGAUAAUGGUGACUUAUCUCCGAAUACAGCCGAUAACGAAAGUUGCAAGUCUAACGAUAACGAGCCGGAAUACCCGAGGCAAAGGAGAAACUCGUCGAUGAAAGUUUCUCCUUACAGCGAAGAAGACACGCAAAUGACGAGCGAUACAAGCAUCGUCAAAAAACUUAAAGAGGAAUUAACUCCGGGUUCUUGCAAAAAACGUAGGAAAUCGUUGCGCGGAUCGGACGAUGCGACACCUGCGAAACGUGGCAGAAAACCUGUAAAUAGAUCUCGUCAAAACAGCGACAGUGACGACACAUCGGAACACUCAAAUACUGGUAGUACAAACAUUGGAUUGUACGAGAGAUCGACCAGAUCUCCCAGACCGUCCAAGUACAAUUUCUAUGUAGAAUUUGAUCCCAGUUUAGAUAGCGGGCAGAGAAUAGCAGUUUUGCAACAAAAACUCUCCGAGUUGAGGAAAACGUAUGCUGACGUCAAAGCGGAAUUGGCUGCGGUGGAGAGGAGGAGGAAAAAGAUAAGGCGUAGGGAAAGAGAAGCCCUGAAAGCCGCAAAACAGGAAAUGGCGUGCGCAUGAUAAAAAAACUCACUCGACCAGAUGAUCUUCCGUUUUUAAUAUAUUUAUUAAACAAAGUGACAACCUGCAGAUUACCAAUUCGGUACAACAAAUUUUAUUUGAACAUAACACAAACUGUUUGGUGGUUUUGAAAGUGUUAGAGAUUUCAUAGCCUUUAAAAGUGCGGUUUGAAUUUUAUAUGUCAUAGAUUAAAAUAAGUUAUAAAGGGUCUUCUUCCUUAAAGUGUUCAGAAAUCCAGUUGUCGCAAAAGGUGUCCCAGUUUCCACUGUAAUAUGCAUAUAUCAAAUUUAGGUAUAAAAACAUCUUAAAAGUAAGCAGUAAUAAAUUUAAUUUAAAAUUAUAUGUUAUCUCAAAUUGUUAGAAAGCAAUUGCUUGUAUAUUGGACUGUAAAUACUUUGAUACAUUGUUUAUGUUAUUUAGAAAAAUUAAUAAUUAUUCAAAUGAAAAUUCAUUAAGGUAAUCAUAUAUUUAACCCCUGUCAUUCUAUUCUAUUAAGUUGAUCUCAUCUUUUAGAUAUUUUAGAAACUUUUGAAGUACCUAAAAAAUAUUUAUUAAUAAAAGCCCUAUAUAUUAUUACUUUCUAAUAUCUUUUGUAAAUUUUGUUUUUUAGUAAUAGAAAGCAGAAAGUUAAGUAAAAAAGGUAUUUCAUCAUCCUCAUUUAGUUAAACUUAAUGGCAACUUUUUAAGAUCUUAGUUCAUAUGAACUCAAAAAAAAAACACUCCUGGUUUCAUUAAAUUUAUUAUUAAGGCUCUUCCAGAUUUUUUGUGUCAAAUUAUAUACAAAAUCAACAAUUUUUACAGAAAUAAAAUGAGUUAAAUUUGUAGUCAUUUAUCAUAUUUGAAAAAUUUUGUGGUAAAAUUGCAAUUAAGAAGCAAUUUAUGAAUUGUGAUAAUUUUUGUGCCAAUUUUCUUAUGAAAUUUGUUUGGUUCUAUGAAAAAAAAUAUUCUUAACAUUUCAAAGUAUUACAACAAUCUACCUCUGAGAAGGCAUUCACACUUGGUAUUUUUGGACCAGAUGAUAUUUGGCAUAAGCAUAUCAAUAAAGCUACAUUUACCAUAUAAUACCAUAUAAUUUUUAACAAUUAAUUGUCUUUAUUUACUUUGUACCUGAUCGAUGUUUGAAAUAAAGAACACAAGACCGAACAAGAGUGUUCCUCAAGUCAUUAUCAACUUUAAUUUACUUGACUUUCUGCCACUGAUCUGAUAUUUUAUUAUGGAGAGAAAUGCCUAAAAUAUACUCGAUUUAUUAACAUAUGAACUCCAAUACAUAGGUAACAUAAAAUAUUUCUAACUGCCAUUACUUUUUAAAUUAAUAUACAGUAUGUUAAUAUUUGCUGAUUUAAAAAUUUGAAUUACAGAAAAGAUCUACCUUUUUGCCAAAGUCAUUAAAAGAAAUUAAUAAAGAUUCAUUAUAUUUAUAAAUAUAAAACUAGUUUCCGGCCUUCCAAAAUCAUUCUUGUUUAAAAAUUGUUUUCUUUUUUAUUUUCGUGUUUUUUCUGCCUUGUCGGGACAGUUUUUUUUAAUGAUUUUUUGUGGCACUAGAUAAAAAAGGGGUUGAUCUUUUAUAUACUACAAAAUUUUAGUUUUUAAAUCACCGAAUUCCUAGCAGGAGUGCUUCGAGACUUACUGUAUAUUAAAUAUGUUCAAAUAAUAAAUUGUGUACAUAUUUUUAUAAUACAAAAAAGAUGUAUAUUUUUUCUAGAAUAGCAAUAUUAAUUAUUAUUUAUUUUAUUGAAUGCAAAAAAAAAGACAAAUUUUACUAUAAGUGUACCUACAUCUUAUUAAAAUCUCAUUAUAGGUAUCAGAUUUAGAAAAUUAUCUGCAGUAUUUUCUAUUUAGUAAUGUAAAUUAUUAUGAUGAUGGAGAUAAUGUAAAAAUAUUAAGAUUUAUGAACAACCACAUUUGAAAUAUGUGAUACAACACUAGCAAAUAUUUUGGCUAUGAUGAAUCAAAGUUUGGAAACAUAAUUUGUGAUUUUUCUGAAAAUAUUAGUGGAAAAAUUUUGGCAAAGCUAAAACAUAAAAUGUAGCUUCGUACAAUUUGAUUUCUGAAUAUGAAUAUAAAUGUUUGAUUAAAGAAAUGUACAAUUUUAUAUGAUUUAUUUCUUAGACACAUAU
Anoplophora glabripennis (Asian longhorned beetle) is the source of this 7826-nucleotide messenger RNA. RefSeq names its product AT-rich interactive domain-containing protein 4B (gene htk). Bases 349 to 5709 code for a protein of 1786 amino acids. Gene Ontology annotation, molecular function: transcription cis-regulatory region binding. The transcript is spliced from 15 exons. Lineage: Eukaryota; Metazoa; Arthropoda; Insecta; Coleoptera; Cerambycidae. Gene Ontology annotation, biological process: regulation of transcription by RNA polymerase II. Gene Ontology annotation, cellular component: nucleus. The record is from RefSeq and is a predicted model, not a curated record.